This is a messenger RNA of Myripristis murdjan (pinecone soldierfish), 2264 nucleotides long. Its product is annotated as tetratricopeptide repeat protein 39B. The transcript has 18 exons. Bases 200 to 1924 code for a protein of 574 amino acids. Gene Ontology annotation, molecular function: protein binding. NCBI's taxonomy places the organism in Eukaryota, Metazoa, Chordata, Actinopteri, Holocentriformes, Holocentridae. The record is from RefSeq and is a predicted model, not a curated record.
GGGAGGCUGGACUGCAGCAAGCUGCAUCUCAGCUCCGUUUGGUUAGACUGCUCUAUUUCACUCUGAGAAAGGACUAGCCGAUAUUGUCGAAUUUGACUAGCUGUAUUUAAAAAAUAUAUAUAUAUAUGUACUAUUUUUGCAUCUAAUUGCACUCUACGUUACACUGUCAAACGGAGAAGACAAACAAUUCAUUCAAAAGAUGGAACACGGUGACUGCAAUCAGGACCAAAUAUCACCUGAAAUGGAUUUGGAGACUGCUUUGAAGGACUGCUCCUCUGCCCUUGAUCUUUUCCUUAACAACAGGUUCUCUGACUCACUGGCUCUCUUAGCACCAUGGAAGGGCCAGAGUAUGUACCAUGCAGUGGGCUACAGCAGCAUGUUGGUAAUGCAAGCAGGCAUGACCUUUGACCCAAAGGAUAUGGAUACUGCCAUGGCAUCAUUGAGGGAAUCUUUACAGACAUGUCAGAGAUUUCGUAAAAAGCCUGGAUUUGUGGAGACCAUUACCAGCCUGUGGUAUCGACAACCAGCAGAAAACCUGACAGAAGAGGAGAUGCAUGCUGAGCUGUGCUACGCUGAGGUUCUUCUGCAGAAGGCAGCUCUCACUUUCCUGGAUGAGACUAUAAUCGGCUUCAUCAAAGGAGGGAUGGGAAUGCGAAACAGUUAUCAAAUUUUCAAGGAAUGCCAAGCCAUGGCAAACAUGGCAAAGGACACGCAGAAGCAAAAGAGCACUCACAUGCAUUUCAGGUGUGGCGUUAACAUGGGCAUUGGAUCAUUUAAUCUGAUGCUGUCUCUACUUCCGGCCAGAGUCCUCAGGUUGAUGGAGUUCUUGGGCUUCUCUGGAGACAGGGAGGUGGGCUUGUCGGAGCUGAGAGAGGGGGCUGCCAGCAACGGCCUGCGCUCCAUCCUCAGCACCGUGACUCUGGUGAUGUUCCACCUCUACAUUUCUGUGAUACUGGGCACUGGUGAAGGUAAUGUUACUGAGGCUGAAGCCCUGCUGGAGCCAUACUUUAAGAAGUUUCCAAAUGGAGCCCUCAUGCUUUUCUACAUUGCAAGAAUUGCUUUGCUCAAAGGAAACUUCACAUUUGCCCAGGAGAAAUACCUAGCAUGCAUUGCAGCACAGCAAGAGUGGCGACAGAUUCACCACCUUUGCUACUGGGAGCUGAUGUGGGCCCACUCAUUUGAGCAAGACUGGAGGGAGGCAUAUCGUUACGCUGACCUGCUCGCCAAAGAAAGCAAGUGGUCCCAGGCUGUCUACGUAUUCCAGAAAGCUGCCAUUUUGAGCAUGCUCCCAGAGGAAGAAGUGAAAAAAAUGGGGGAAGAUGUGGUGGAGUUAUUCAGGCAAGUGGAUAACCUCAGACUGAGGAUUGCUGGGAAGUCCAUUCCAACAGAGAAAUUUGCAGCAAAGAAGGCACAGCGAUACCUUUCCCCUAACCCUGUGAAGCUAGUUGUCCCUGCUUUGGAAAUGAUGUAUGUGUGGAACGGCUUCACAAUAGUCGGCAAAAGACCAGAGCUGACUCAGAACAUCUUGUCCACCAUAGAGAAAGCAGAGGAGCAACUCAGAAAUGAUCCAAAUCCAUCAGAGUAUCACCAGGAUGACCACUGUCUUAUCCAGCUGCUGAAGGGACUGUGUCUGAGACAGCUUGGGCGUCUUGUCCAGGCUGAACUCUGCUUCACCAAUGUCAUUUCCAGUGAAAGUGAUAUAAAGUAUGACAACUAUCUGGUGCCAUUUACCACAUAUGAGCUAGGCCUGCUUCACAAGGAGAAAGGUGAUUAUAAGAAGGCCAUCUCCCUGCUUGAAAAUGCCAAGAUGAACUACAAAGAGUACAACAUGGAGUCAAGGCUACACUUCCGCAUCCAUGCAGCUCUAGAGUCCAUGGAGUCUUCAUUUUCUGCCAAACCUCACCCUUCACGGACACCAGCCUAAGAGACUGCCUGGAGCCCCAAGCAUAAUGUGGAAGAAAUGGAUACAAGUCGUAUUUUAUGUGCCUCACUGCCUUCAACUAUUCUGUUUAUGCAAACUAGAAAACUUCUACAGCUAGAUCUUAAAAUGUCUCUUUAGCUCCAUUAUAGGAUGCAUCUAGACUUGUUUUAAUACUCUUGCUAUAGUAGAGCAGGGCUCACUCAUCUCUUAAUAUCAUCCCUGUGAAAUGAUUAUUUGUAAUUGUUAAUAACUUGGUUUUCUGUAUUAAAACUGUUAAAGUAUUAUUAAAAGAUGUUUUCUGUAUUUUGUCACUUGUCACACAAGUGACAAAAUUUAAUCAAGA